UGCAAAGAUAAUCUGAUUAAGGGGCAAGAGAUGACCUCAGUUUAUCUCUUCAUCACUUAAAAUCCAAAGCACCUUUAGCCAGGACAAACACACAAAGCCUAGUAAAGCAUUUCUCUGUCAAUUAGUGAAUCACAGUUAUCUGAAAGCCCUUAGUGAGCUAAACUUUUAUUUCCAGAGUAUUUGAGAGUAGGGUUAAAGUGUCACUACUCAUCUCGAACUGUGUCCUGUCCAUAUUUCGUCUCCCUGUGUCUGUGCACUCAUAAAUAGAACUGUAGAUGCAUAAGACACAUUAAAACACCGUCAUCCACGGCUGUCAUCACAUCCAGCACUGACACUGCAAUCGAUAACACUGCUUCAACAUGAGAGUGGUUAACAUGGGUCCAGAUCCAUCUUUGGUGUAUCGCCCUGAGUACCUGCUACAGGAGGGCAAAGACAAAUCUGACUUCAGAAACUUUGAGAGUGGAGAUCUUUUUGACAGAGUUUUUAACACAUACAGACUGAUGCACAAAAAUCAGACCCUGGACUUUGUCAAACACAAGCAUGCAGAAUGGGCCGGCUGUACUCACUCAGCUAUGACUGUAAUAGAAAGCAUUAACUGUCUGGAUCAGCUGGUUGAUGAAUCAGACCCUGACGUUGACUUUGCAAACUCAUUCCAUGCUUUCCAAACUGCUGAGGGCAUCCGCAGGGAACACCCUGAUAAAGACUGGUUCCAGCUGGUUGGUCUUAUACAUGACAUUGGCAAGAUCAUGGGUCUAUGGGGAGAGCCACAGUGGGCGGUGGUUGGAGACACGUACCCUGUGGGCUGCCGCUUUCAGAACUCCAUUGUUUUCAGAGACUCCACAUUUGUGGAAAAUUCAGAUGACAACGAUAUCACACUGAACACAGAGUGUGGGAUCUAUAAACCUCACUGUGGACUGGACAAUGUACUGAUGUCCUGGGGGCAUGACGAGUAUCUUUACCAAGUGAUGAAGUUUAACCAGUGCUCCAUCCCUGAAGAGGGUUUGUAUGUGAUCCGUUUCCACUCGUUCUACCCCUGGCACUCUAACGGUGACUACAUGCAUCUUUGCAAUGAGAAAGAUCUGAUGAUGCUGCCCUGGGUUAAAGAGUUUAAUAAGUUUGAUUUGUACACCAAAAGCACAGAUCUACCAGAUGUGGAGCAGCUGAAGCCAUAUUACCAGUCACUCAUUGACAAAUACUGCCCAGGAGUACUACACUGGUGAACACACACAUCACUGUCUUUGGAAACAAUAACAUACACUAUAUGGCAACAAGUAUGGCUUACCACAGAUCCACUGUCAGAAAUCUUUUAUUCUUUAAUUUUACUGACAUUUGCACCCAAGGAUUCCACACAGUCUGUUUCAUUUAAAUGUUUUAUGACCCUUUAAAAGGGGGCCCCAAGCCUUUUGACUACACUCACAUCCCUUUUAUUCCAAUUUAAUGGAUUAGCCAAAGGGAGAAUGAAAGAUGGCAGAUAAAUCCAGCCACUUAUUACUCAGUAAUCGCAAGUGGAGGACUUCUGGACUUUCACAGAUUUCAAAGAUCCCUCAGAGACAAGAGACAAUUCACAGACUUAAGUGCUUCAGAUUCCACAAAAACAGGAUGUACCAGCCAUAUGGCUAAACGUGACAGCAAUAACUGACAUACCCCACACACAUGCACGCUCACACACUGUUCUGUUGUCAUAUUCUAUGUAUUCCUUUCAUUGUUAUCUCUGUACUUAAUACUUUCUUCAUAUAUAGCUAAUGUAUGUAAACUAUAUUUUUUGUAAUUAUGUUAUGAUCCUCUAUCCAUAAUGAAUUUGUACAAAUCUAAGAAGGUUGUACUGCAUGCUUAAACCCUGUAUUGCUAAUCAAAAAUGAACAUUCAUGUAAGACUGGGUGAAUCUGUAUAUAUAUAUAUAUUGGUAUUAAGAUUUUGUUUUUAUUAUGGUAAGUAAGCCUUCAUUACAAAUUACUUUUAUAAUCGCUUCGCUUCUGUUGUAAAUCAGUUCCAAACUACAGCAAUACCUAACGGGUGAAGGAGUGAUUCAGAGGGAAUCCCCUUUUAGACUUUUGCAGAGAUUUUUGGAGACUUUGGUUGAUCUUAAGAUAAUUUCUUGAGGUCCUCAGACCACUCCAGAGCUCCUAUUUUAGAUACACAAAUAUCACUUGGAGGUUUUUUGUUCAGAAAGUUUCAAAGUGCACCAUUCUCAAUGCUUAGAGUAAAUUGGUCAAGCUUAGUGCGCUGGUUGCAUUUAGCUAGACCACACGUUGGAAUUUGGAUCCAAUCAUCAGCAUUUGAGACUUUACUAUUGGCCAUGAUACAUUUUUGAGUCUACGAUUUUUCAUUCGGUUGUGCACAAACCUAUGUGAUGAGAAGAAAGCAAAAGUUUAGCAUCAUGGAUCAAACCUGUGAUGGAAGUUGAAAACCUCAUCUCCUGUCGAGACCAGUUUGAAAGUUCCAAUGCAAAGUAACAUUGCUGGCUUGUGAAGACAAAUGCAAGAGGUAGACUCAAUAUUUCAAUGCUUAAGAGUUUGGUUCUGAUGAUUUUAACUGUUCUGUACAUUCCAUUAGUAAUUGGUAACAGAAAUUCCAAUUAGACUAAGUUUCCUGGUUCCACCAUAGUGGGCAUCACUUCUAUAAAAACUAUAUAUAGAUAAUCAUAUAUAAUUUCUCCGCAUUGAUCUUGUACCUGCACAUUUAUCCUGCUAUCAUUACCACUCAGUUACUUUAUUUACCUAUUAAUUACCAUUGUAUGUGUUAUGCUUUUAGUCCAAUAAACACUAUAACUAUUCAGAA
Trichomycterus rosablanca is the source of this 2778-nucleotide messenger RNA. It is a transcript of the gene miox, whose product is annotated as myo-inositol oxygenase. Bases 360 to 1220 code for a protein of 286 amino acids. Gene Ontology annotation, molecular function: iron ion binding; inositol oxygenase activity. Gene Ontology annotation, cellular component: cytoplasm. NCBI's taxonomy places the organism in Eukaryota, Metazoa, Chordata, Actinopteri, Siluriformes, Trichomycteridae. The transcript has 10 exons. Gene Ontology annotation, biological process: inositol catabolic process. The record is from RefSeq and is a predicted model, not a curated record.